This is a messenger RNA of Zalophus californianus (California sea lion), 8242 nucleotides long. It is a transcript of the gene MKLN1, whose product is annotated as muskelin 1. The transcript has 19 exons. Gene Ontology annotation, cellular component: cytoplasm. The coding region runs from base 256 to 2382 and encodes 708 amino acids. The record is from RefSeq and is a predicted model, not a curated record. Lineage: Eukaryota; Metazoa; Chordata; Mammalia; Carnivora; Otariidae. Gene Ontology annotation, molecular function: protein binding.
GCGGCGGCCGGAGCUGGAGGGGGAGGAGGGGAGGAACCUGAUCUCUCCGGUAGCGAAGGGCUGGAGGCAAACACCGAGCUCCCCCAGAGCCGCCCGGGAGCAGGGAGGGCACCGCUACCGCGAGGGGCCCUCCCCGCGGGGCAGAUGAAUUCAGUAUCCAGAUUCUCUGAGCCAUGUUUUGGGAUCACCCAAGCAUUCCAUCCUCCUGAAUUUUCAUAAAUUACUGGAUUCAUAACCCACUCCAUACUUGAGAAGAUGGGGAUUGGAAUAAGGAACAUUUUAGUGGAUAAACCAAAUGACCAGUCUUCAAGGUGGUCUUCAGAGAGCAACUAUCCUCCCCAGUACUUGAUUCUGAAACUUGAAAGGCCUGCUAUAGUCCAGAACAUCACAUUUGGAAAAUAUGAGAAAACUCAUGUCUGCAAUUUGAAGAAAUUUAAAGUCUUCGGUGGAAUGAAUGAAGAAAAUAUGACAGAGCUAUUGUCCAGUGGCUUAAAGAAUGAUUAUAACAAAGAAACAUUCACCUUGAAGCAUAAAAUUGAUGAACAGAUGUUCCCUUGUCGAUUCAUUAAAAUAGUUCCACUCUUAUCCUGGGGACCCAGCUUUAACUUUAGCAUCUGGUAUGUUGAACUUAGUGGCAUUGAUGAUCCCGAUGUAGUACAACCCUGUCUCAACUGGUACAGCAAGUACCGUGAACAGGAAGCUAUUCGUCUUUGCCUAAAACACUUCAGACAACACAACUAUACAGAGGCCUUUGAAUCGCUACAAAAAAAAACCAAGAUUGCCCUGGAACAUCCCAUGUUAACAGAUCUCCAUGAUAAACUGGUGUUGAAGGGUGAUUUUGAUGCUUGUGAAGAAUUGAUUGAAAAAGCUGUAAAUGAUGGUUUGUUCAAUCAGUACAUCAGUCAACAGGAAUAUAAGCCACGAUGGAGUCAAAUUAUUCCCAAAAGCACCAAAGGUGAUGGAGAAGAUAACCGACCAGGAAUGAGAGGGGGCCACCAAAUGGUUAUUGAUGUUCAAACAGAGACCGUAUAUUUGUUUGGUGGCUGGGAUGGAACACAAGAUCUUGCUGACUUCUGGGCGUACAGUGUGAAGGAGAACCAGUGGACAUGUAUCUCUAGAGACACUGAGAAAGAGAAUGGUCCUAGUGCCAGGUCAUGUCAUAAAAUGUGCAUUGACAUUCAACGAAGGCAAAUCUACACAUUGGGGCGUUAUUUGGAUUCCUCCGUGAGGAACAGCAAAUCUCUGAAAAGUGACUUCUAUCGUUACGACAUUGACACAAACACAUGGAUGUUACUUAGUGAGGAUACUGCUGCUGAUGGAGGGCCGAAAUUGGUGUUUGAUCAUCAGAUGUGUAUGGACUCAGAAAAACAUAUGAUCUACACCUUUGGUGGUAGAAUUUUGACAUGUAAUGGCAGCGUAGACGACAGCAGAGCCAGUGAACCACAGUUCAGUGGGUUGUUUGCUUUCAACUGUCAAUGUCAAACUUGGAAACUUCUUCGAGAGGACUCCUGUAAUGCUGGGCCUGAGGACAUCCAGUCUCGGAUAGGACACUGCAUGCUAUUCCACUCAAAAAAUCGUUGCUUAUAUGUAUUUGGUGGCCAGCGAUCGAAGACCUAUUUGAAUGAUUUCUUUAGUUAUGAUGUGGACUCUGAUCAUGUAGACAUAAUAUCAGAUGGCACCAAGAAAGACUCUGGAAUGGUUCCAAUGACAGGAUUCACACAGAGAGCAACCAUUGAUCCAGAACUGAAUGAAAUACAUGUCUUAUCUGGACUCAGCAAAGACAAAGAAAAGAGGGAGGAGAAUGUCAGAAAUUCAUUCUGGAUUUAUGACAUUGUGAGGAAUAGUUGGUCUUGCGUCUAUAAGAAUGAUCAAGCUGCAAAGGAUAAUCCAAGUAAAAGUCUUCAGGAGGAAGAACCAUGUCCAAGAUUUGCCCAUCAGCUUGUAUAUGAUGAGUUACACAAGGUUCAUUAUUUAUUUGGUGGGAAUCCAGGAAAAUCUUGCUCUCCAAAGAUGAGAUUAGAUGACUUCUGGUCACUGAAGUUAUGUAGGCCUUCAAAAGAUUACUUACUGAGGCACUGCAAGUACCUCAUAAGAAAACACAGGUUUGAAGAAAAGGCCCAAAUGGACCCUCUUAGUGCUCUGAAAUAUUUACAAAACGAUCUUUAUAUAACUGUGGAUCAUUCAGACCCAGAAGAGACGAAAGAGUUUCAGCUCCUAGCUUCAGCUCUGUUCAAAUCUGGUUCAGAUUUUACAGCUCUAGGCUUUUCCGACGUGGAUCACACCUAUGCUCAAAGAACUCAGCUCUUUGACACCUUAGUAAAUUUCUUUCCUGACAGCAUGACUCCCCCUAAAGGCAACCUGGUAGAUCUCAUCAUGCUGUAACUGGAGAGCCGCUGGACAGCAAUGCAGAACAGGAGUCUGCGUUCAGUAUUUUGGAGUUCAACUCUGUUGACCAACAAUUAGGCUGCCGUGAUCGAGGACUGCACCAGAAUUUUGAAGGGAUCUUUACUGUCACAAGUUUUAACCCUCUUCCUUCAUACCCCACCUCAGCCCCUUUCUCCUCAUCCUGUUCCUGAAUUAGGUUAAUAAAGUGAAAUUGGUAUUCUUUCCAUUUAAAUAUAUAUAUAUUUUUUUCUUACUUUAACUUUUAAGAACGAAUGAAUAUAAAAGAAGAAAUAAUCAGGCAGUUUACCCUUUUCUGAUUUUUAUUUGAUUUUUAUAAAACUGGGGCAAAUAAGCACUAUUAACAGACUCAGUGCUAGAAAGAAGAAUGGGGUUUUGUUGUUGGCUGGUUUGGCCUCUCCCCUUUCUCCUCCUUUCCCAUUUCACUUUGCCUCGCAUCACACAACUGCUUGUAAGUGGUGUCACUUGUUUACCUCUUCAGUUCAUUCUUAAAAGUAUAUAGUUCUGUAGGGCAAGUGAUGUAUGUUAAAGUGAUUUAUGUGUCUCUGUUGACUAGAGUCUUGUAUUACAUUCAACAGUAGGAGGAACAGAGGGCUCAAAUUUAUGCUCCUUGUCAUAAAACUAAAAAAUGAAACCCAAGAUUGAUCCAGGUACUAUCUGAGAUUGGUAUAUAGUAUUUCUGUAAUGAUAUAUUUUAUAGUGGAUAUUACAAUAGCUUUGAGUCACAGAAACCUUAAACUGAGGAGAAUAUAGUUCAGAACCUUUAAGAGCCAAUAUAAACAUGACCAGCAAGAUGAUUCUAGUCGUCAUUAAUAUGUUCAUUGAUGUCUUUGUAGCAAAUUUUGGAAGAAAAUGACUCUUUCCUCUGGUAGAGGUGUGAUUCCAUGUCUCCUUUGUGCUCUUGGUAGCAUUUUCACUUGGGAGUGUGGGUUUCCAGAGCUGUGCUUCUGUUUAUUUCCAUAUACAUUAGCUCCCUGCAGCUGCUUCUGUAUACUGCUAUCUUAAAGAAUAAUGGUUUGUAGUUGUCCGAUGGAAUACAGCUGAUAGGCAUUUCACAAAACACACACAGGCUUUAAAGUGGAGAAAAAGAAAAUAAUGGUGCAGGUAUUGUUUUCAUUAAAAGAAAGGCAGAUAGGCUUUCUCACUGUUCUUUUUGGGGGGGGAUGGAGGUAUAUAUCAUUCCAUAAGGUGCUGUGGGGUACAGUAUAGGAAGCCCAAACCUGGCCAGUGCUUGCAUUUACUCAAAAAGUGUGCUGCAUGCAACUGACACCCACCAUGCCUAAAGCCGACUAAGUACAAUAAAUGUCCGUCAGUCCAGUAGCUCUGAAAAGUGAAGGACUUUGUGGAAUUGAGUAUGUCCCUGAGUAGCAAGAUUAGGCCUCACCAAAGAAAGAGAAGACUUUGACUUGCACUUUCGAAAAGUCUCAUGUAUAGGAAUGAGACUGAGAUCCCUCUUCACUCUGUCUUUAUUGCUUGGCUUCACUGCUUUUGGGAAUGGACAGAAAUCUAGUUUUUCCUAGUUCUAGACUUGAAUCUUGGGCUCCUUAGCUUUCCAAGCAUCCCAAAGCUAUCCAUAGUGCUUUAUUAAACAAUUAGAUUUGUAUCUUACCUUGUGAAAGCUAUAGUAUGUAAUUCACGAAGUACCAAAUUGUGCAGCUACAUAAUAACCAAGUGACUUUAUAGGUGAGCAAAUAGAAUCUUACAUUCUUGUACAUCUUCAUAAAAUGAUAGUCCCCUGACAGUCAAGAAAUAAAAUAGUAUCACUAAUACUGUAGCCUGUUGAAUCUUGUUUUGUGGAAACAAGUACAAAUCAAAGAGUCGAUAGGGAAGAACUUGACAGUUUCUAAAUUUAAAAGCUCUAGUUUGCUUGCCGUGAAUUCUGGCACUUUAAACACACUAACCAAAUGAAAGUCUGCUGCCUCCACGUUUUGUUUCUACAGUGCUUUCUCUGUCGCUGUUAUUCAUGAGUUCCGCUGUUAUUCAUGAGUUCCGUAGAUUCCAUAUUUGGAAGAAACGCAGUUCUUGACCUCAGUGAUUUUGUUUUUGUUUUUCCCUAAAUGACUCUCUACUAUUGCUUUUUAACAUAAGCUUGUUUUAAUUUUAUCUUUCCUCACUUUAUUUAGAUGGAACUUUUGCCCUUUACUUCAUUUCUGAAUUUUUUUUCACUAACAUGUUUAAAUGGGGCUGAAUCAUAGUAAACCAUCCAGUGUUGCCUAAGUGAGAUACACUGUUGAGGAGGUUGUUGACUCGGUAGAGUUUGUGCCAUGGGGCUCUAAAGGAGCAUUGCUGGCAAUGACUGCAGGAGAACGUAGGGCUUCAUAUUAUCCAUGACCAACAUGACACAUUGCUCACAUUUCACAGCAGAACCUGAUUUGAAACUUGUUUAUAUAUUUAGUGAGGAGCUACAUAUAUUUCCAAGAAUACCAGCGGUGUAUUAUAAUUUAACCUAAUUUGGUAUUUAGAUACAGUGUUUAGGUAGGCCAAAUUAUCUGUGCUUUUAUUCCUUGAAAUGCUUUCAUUCUAGCUUAGUGAGUCCCAGUUGAAACACCUGGCUGAUGCUUUAGAUGCAUUCGUUAGUAGGGCACAGUUUACUCAGUUUCAUUAUCUCUUGCUUCAGCUUCAUUCCCAUUUCUCUCUUUCACAGGGGAAUGCAUUAUUCUAGAAAGUAAACUAGAUCUCUAACAUUAUUUUCCGUGCUUGUACUUGAUGAGAAAUUAUCUGAUUUGAAAGAUACUUCUAAAAUGCAUUUGUAUGCUGUGGAAUAACAGAGACCUCAUGUGGCCAGUUUGACUAAUUCAGAUAAUCUCAAUCUCCUUCAAGCAAAGGAAUCCAGACUUGGGUGCCUGACUCAGUGCUCAAGCUGACAGUCUUAGCUUUUCAUGAGAUUAUCUUUUUAGACCUGGUUUGCACUGAUGCUAAAACUGACCUGUCCAUGUCUAAUAAGUAGAAACUGAUAGAAAACAUUAGAAAGUUAAUUUACUGGUUUAUCACAGAAAGGCUUGUUGGGUUUAGAGCACAGUGAUUUAAGAUUAUAAAACUGCAUUCUUGGGUGAAAUAUGUAUUUUGAAUAUAAAUGGUUCCCAGCUUAUCCUUCUAGCAGAUCUCUUCACAUCUGCCUUAAAAGUGCUAUUUAGAGAUACAUUAACAGAAUUUUAUGUAAUAAAAAAGUGAAAAUCUAACCUACAAACAAAAACUGCAUUGAGAAUGAUGUUCAGUGGAUCCAAAAGCACUUAGGAACAUGUUCUUGAUUUUAUUCUCUGAAUUAUACUGUUUCAUGGUUAUAACACGAAGAAGUCAUAAUUAUUCUUAACACCAUAUGGAAUUCAUUUGGUAAUUAUGGGUCAUUUACUUAUUUCCUGAGUGAAUGUUGUGUUAACUCUUUAGCUGGUUGAAUGUUACUGGCAGUUGGGAAUUACGGUUUGAAGUGAUUUGUAUGGGAGGGGAUCAUUACAAUGUGUACUCUAAACAAAGUCAUCUAGCUAUUAAAAACAUAGCCUUCAUAACCCUUCUUUUCUUAAAAAUCCAUGAUUGUCUGCAGUUUCAUCCUUUUGCAUAAAUUCUGGGCUGAGUUUUUACUAAGUUUCAGGUUCUUAAAAUUGUCCUUGAUCUGGGAUUGCAUGCUUCCUCAGAAAAAGUUUAUAGUUAUUGGAGAGUGUCCUAUAGGGUCUGUAUAUGACAAUACUUGUAGAUUAGAUCUUUGGGCUCUUUCACUCAAAGGUUUUUGUAUUUCUUAUUAGUCAAAUAACAUUCUUCUGUGAUUUUUGACUAUAGCUUAUAUCUUCCUGUGAUUUGUAUCAAUGCUGAAAUGAUUUGACUAUCCAAAAUUUCUAGUGUAGAGGUAUCUCAGUUGAAGGUGGACGUUUCCAAGUUUGUUGAAACAGUUCAUUAGGAGCCAACUAGAUCAGCUGAAUGAUGUUGCCAUUGUUUGUUUUGGCAGGAGGACUCAUUACAAUUUAUUGAGUUCUUCACCAGAUGCUUUUUUUCCUGGACAAAAAUAUGCUAUCUUAGAGAUUUUAUUUUACAUAAUUUCUUAACCUUGAUUUCCUCCUGCCUACCAAAUAGUGUGAAUUUUACAUCCAUUAUUUCCUUAGCUGACCUGACUUUAUUCUUGGCUUUUUCAGCCCUAGAUUCCCUAGGUUUUCUUUGGCAAUGCUUAUGAGUGUUGUACCACUUAAGAGAAAAGGUCAAAAUCAUUUUGAGGCAAACAUGCUGUUUUAUCCUUGUUUAUGACAACAGAAUAGUGAAAUUUAAAAUUGUCCAUUAUGAAAGAAUUAAUAAUGUUGAGACAUUGCUGUCAGAACCCUUGAGUCCUUUUCAUUUGGAGGCUAGUAACAUGGCUCUGGUGGCCUUAAUGGAGGAGCUAGUGUUGGCUUCUUAUCUUGACCCUAGGAAGCAUAGUCCUAAAACUGAGGAUCAUGUACAAGUUUCAUAGCAGAGCUCAUGGAAUUCAGCACAUCACCAGAUUUCCAUUUGCCCGUUGCCUUUUUUUUAUUUUAGCCUUUUUCCCUCUAUUCCUACUACCUCUGAGUAGCAUUGAUGUUCUGCUGAAGUUGGAAUCUGUGUUAAAAAUUGACUUUCAGUUUCUGAUGUAAUUGUUUAUUAGGAAUAGCUUUGAUUGCUAUGAAAUGAUUGGUAUUUGUUCAUUUUUUAAAUUAUCACUGAUAAUCAUGAAAUAAUUCACCUUCCUUUUUAUCUGCGGCUUAGACAGUUUCAAUGAACUAUCAAGCAUUUGUGUGCAGCAUCCUAUUUUGCCCAUCUGUAUGGCAUUUUCACUUGGAGGAAUUGAACCCCAGGAACAGGGCUUGAGGAGAAUGCGGAUAUGUUAGAGAAAGGAAAAUAGGAGCUUUUUGCUCAUGGAUGAGAACGUCCACAAAUCUAAAUGAAAAAGAAAGCUCUCCAUUUUGAACCCUAAAUUCAUUUUGCUGAUGCAGUGCUGUGAAGAUGACUAUCUAAAGGAAUCACAGCUCAGUUAUUCCGUGUCGUCUUUGGAAAGCAGCAUUCCUGGUUAGUUUCUUUUCUCAUUUUCUCCCAAAGAGCUGUUAGAGGUCUUGGAACAGAAAACCCACUGUGAUGGGCUCAAGAUUUUAAACUAGCUGAGCAGUUUCUUAUGUUCAGCCAGUUUCUUGAGAAGGAUCCAGUGGGAAAACCAGCAAUAAAACAUUCUGACAUGCAGUUUUGGGGCUCCCAUGGGACUUGCUUUUUCAUCAUGUUGAAGCUCUUGCCACAGCACAAGCUCUGUACCAUCUGGGAUGCUAGCAUUCACAGCAGUUAGUGUGGAUAUCUGAGCUGUCUGCCACACCAAUACCAGCCUGAAGAGAUCAUCAUUUUUCAGUUUCGCCCAGUGCUUAAUGACUGCCAGAUUAAUUGGCAGGAAGGAAAAGCACUGUGUGAUAUACUGAACAGGCCUGUGUGCAUGAUUAAGGAGUUGCUCAAGUAGCCGGUUUUGAGCUUUAUUUCUCUCUUUAGUUAACAAAUCUCAAGAAAGAAAAUCUUUGUUACAGUUUAGCCAGUGUCAUUUGGUUGGGGUUUAUUUUCUAGCCUUUUAAAAUAGGAAGAAAAUUGUCAUUUCAUGUUUAACUUACAACCCAUACAGAAUUACACUGGCAUCAAUUGUUUUCUCUACUUUAAAAUUAAUUACGCAUAAUCCCAUGGGUCACUGUUUAUCUACUUUGCCAAGAAAUCCAUGAGUUCUGGCAUUAGAAGUAUUUAAUAAUUUUGGAGGUGCCUGGGUAGCUCAGUCAGUUGAGCUUAGGUCUUGAUUUUGGGGUUGUGAGUUCAAGCCCCACGUUGGGCUCCAUGCUGGGCCUGGAGCCUACUUAAAAAAAAAAAAAAGGUAUGG